AUGUUAAGCGGACCCGACGUGGUGUACUGCGACUACACAGCCUCCGGGCGCUCCUUGCAGUUCAUCGAGGACUAUGUCUUGCGCGAGGUGUUGCCCUGUUACGGUAACACGCAUACCACCACGAGCAUCACCUCAAUGCAAUCCACACUCUUCAGACACGAGGCGCGAGACAUCAUUCGCAAUGCCGUGCAUGCGUCUGAGCACGAUGCCGUCAUAUUCGCCGGCUCUGGCUGCACGGGCGCCGUGCACAAGUUGAUCCACGCUCUCGACCUGCCCGAGUCGCCAGUCGUCUUCAUGGGGCCCUACGAGCACCACUCCAACCUGCUGCCAUGGCGCGAGCUAGGCGCCACGGUGAGUAUUGCGUCCGUCUCCGCUGAGUGGACAAAGGAUGGGGAUCUUGGCGGGGAGGGCACAGGCAACUCCGGAGAGAUCACAACCCAAGGAUGGAAUGGGAUGUUUAAGACAAACAACCGUUGCUCUGAACAUCAAGCUCCCUCCUUACUAUCUCGAUGGACAUGGGCAUUGGACAUGGAGAGAAGAGACGUUGGCAAGGGGAUUGGAGUGAACAAGUGGGAUAAAGUAUCCGCCAGUCUGGCGAAAAAGAAAAAUAGCGGAACCGUCGCGGCGGGUAAGGCCUUCGGGUGGAACGCUUGA
Gryllus bimaculatus (two-spotted cricket) is the source of this 654-nucleotide messenger RNA. Lineage: Eukaryota; Metazoa; Arthropoda; Insecta; Orthoptera; Gryllidae. The record is from the annotation of a GenBank genome assembly.